Messenger RNA from Somion occarium, 1009 nucleotides. The record is from the annotation of a GenBank genome assembly. Lineage: Eukaryota; Fungi; Basidiomycota; Agaricomycetes; Polyporales; Cerrenaceae.
UCACUUCAACUCCUUCACCCAUUAUUCCUGAUAUAUGAUAGUUUAGUACUAAUAUAUUUCCAGGAUGUCCCAGACCAUCCCAAUCUAUGGAAACUAUCAUGGAUACUACUCGAAACGACCGUUUGUUCAUGACCCUCGGCUUGCUCUCCUCCCACCGACCCUAUUUCAGAACGCGCGAGUUCUGGAUGUGGGAUGCAAUGAAGGUUGGGUCACCUGUGAAAUAGCCCAAUCAUGGGGCGCCAAACGAGUUAUCGGUGUAGACAUUGAUGAGAGCCUUGUUCGCGCUGCUUGGAAGAGGAGAAGAACCGUCUGGAGUCAGCAGAGUCCUCCUACGGAUUUAAACAAUAUAGAUGGCUCUCCCCAAACAAGCAAGAAACGGAAACGAGAGAGCGAUGCAGGCGAACAUGACGUCCCGAGACCAAUCCAAGUGGAUUACUUCCCCGCCUCUUGCGAGCAUAUGUUCGGACCUCUACCUAUCCCUCCUACGUCUGAGAGUGACGCCGGGUUCCCUCAUAACGUGGUAUUCAAGGCGACAGAUUGGGUCUCAACGGAGAUUUCAGAAGAUGCGGAAGGCUACGAUGUCGUUGUCGCAUUCUCAGUUUCGAAAUGGAUUCAUUUAAAUGGAGGAGACGCAGGUCUUAUGCAAUUCUUCAGACGCGUCCACACUGUGGUGAAAGUGGGGGGUGCGUUUGCCCUAGAACCACAAGAAUGGGAUACGUAUGCCAAAGCGAAACGAAUGGAUCCAAAAUUGAAAGAGAAUGCCAGAGAUCUCAAGCUGCGUCCCGACGAUUUCGAGAAGAUACUUAUGGAUCUCGGAUUUGGUCCCGCUGAACAUCUGGGUAAAGCUGGCGAAGGUGGAUUCCGUCGCCCAGUAGAUCUAUAUAGGAAAAUCAAGUAGUUCUCUAAAUGACAUGUUAAAAUGGAUGUCUAGCACUCAGGUAUCGCUCUACGUUGGCUUGUUGUCUAAUAUUAUGGCUUGAAAGAAAUGCCUCAGUCAUGAUUUAUCGUU